Messenger RNA from Owenia fusiformis, 435 nucleotides. Lineage: Eukaryota; Metazoa; Annelida; Polychaeta; Sabellida; Oweniidae. The record is from the annotation of a GenBank genome assembly.
CACAAAUGAAUAGAAAAAUAACUAUUAAAAUUCAACAUUUUAACUUUGUUUAGCUUCAUAAGUACUUACACUGAUAGAACUAUCUUAUUUAAUAAGUUACUUUGCUAUGAAAUAAUACUUUCGAGGAGAAAUGGAGUCAUACAAAUUAGAUGACAGGAGGAACAUUACAGGAAGCAGUAACACCAUUAACGUUGAUGAGAAAAUAUCACAAAAAAGGAAUUGGUUUGUGAUUUGUGUCUUGAUACUCUUAGCACUUGUCUUCCUUGCACUGAUUAUCCUCAUUGUGGCCAUAUUCCUUGUUCUUACUGCACUCAAGGACUCUGGAGAUAACAAAAUUGCUCCGUCAAAUGGUCCAAAGGAACAAUGUGCGUAUGUCCCACCAAAUAUCACAAACAAAGCAGGGCUAGGUCGCUUCAAGUUCUUCAAUGCUCUUUU